AUGGCAGAUUCUACAUCGGGAACGUGGGAGAUGCAGUCUCCCCAACGAGAUGCCAUUCACCGCGAAAGGGCUUUCCACGAGCUCGAUGACUCAACCACAACACAAGAAUAUCAACAACAACCUCAGAAUAGCGACAGCCGCUAUGCAUCAGCGUCAGGAAAGCGAGCUGCCACACUGAUAGGCCAAGCAAUCCUGCAACUCCCAAUCUGGGGCUUCGCCAUGACCUACGGCAUCUUCCAAGAAUACUACAUCUCGCACUGGACGCUCUCGGGUCCCUCCUCCGCAACGGGCGUGAUCGGCACGACGCAAAACGGCGUCAUGUACAUGAGCAUGCCCUUCCUCUUCGCGGUCUUCGCUCGGCGCUGGGCGCGCUGGCGCCGCCUCGCCUCCCUACUCGGUGUGCUGCUGACCGCUCUAUCAUUCCUGCUCUCCAGCUUCAGCACCUCGGUGUCGCACCUGAUCGUGAGCCAGGGUGUUUUUGCGGCGUUGGGCUGCGCGCUAGUCUAUUCGCCUACCACGCUGACGCUGGGCGAGUGGUUCACGGACGCGCGCCGUGCGCUGGCCUAUGGCGUGGUGCUCUCCUGCAAGAACAUUGUUGGGAGCACUUGUCCCUUCCUGGUGCGUCAUCUCCUUGACGUGUACGGCUUUCGCGUGACGCUGCGCAUCUGGGCCGCCAUCGCCGCCGCCUCCGCUUUCGGCGCCAUCUACCUGAUCCCUGCUGCACCACCGACCGCCGCCUCUGUCGCUGGCGAUGUCACCGAAGCGAACGAUGGCAGUGACCCACACCGCCAGCGCAAAGUCCCCUGGCACUUCCUGCGCCACCGCACCUUCCACAUCUACGCCGUCGCCACGAUGCUUCAGUCCUCCGGCUACGGCAUCCCGCAGACCUACCUACCCAGCUACGCCGCGGACAUUACGACGCUCUCGACCACGGCCAGCACGCUGCUCCUGACCCUCUUCAACGUCCCUGGCAUCCUGUCGUCCUCAUUCUUCGGCUACCUCUCGGACGGCAAGCGUUUCUCCCUCUCCGCCAGCACCGUCACGUGCAUUGCCGCCUUCAGCUCCGCGCUUUCGGCCUUUCUGCUGUGGGGGCUGGCGUCGUCGCAUGCGUCGGCUAUGCCGUUGCUGACGCUGUUCAGCAUCACUUUUGGCUUCUUUGCGGGCGGGUAUAGUGCGACGUGGGGAGGGGUAAUCGAUGAGUUGGAGCGGGAGAGUCGCGAGCGGAAUGAAGCUAUUGAUACGGGUGUGCUGUAUGGCAUGUUGAAUGGAGCAAGGGGUAUAGGAUACGUUGGUGGUGGCUUGGCGGGUGUGCCGCUGUUGAAAGCUGGCGUGGGCAGUGGCAUGCACGGGGGUGCGUAUGAAACGGAAUAUGGUCCUCUGAUCGUCUUCACAGGACUGUGCAGUGUCUUUGGCGGAUGGAGCGUGGUCUGGAAGACGUGGAAGAGAUUUAAGUCUUGA
This is a messenger RNA of Cyphellophora europaea CBS 101466, 1458 nucleotides long. RefSeq lists its product as uncharacterized. Bases 1 to 1458 code for a protein of 485 amino acids. NCBI's taxonomy places the organism in Eukaryota, Fungi, Ascomycota, Eurotiomycetes, Chaetothyriales, Cyphellophoraceae. The transcript has 2 exons. The record is from RefSeq and is a predicted model, not a curated record. Gene Ontology annotation, cellular component: fungal-type vacuole membrane. Gene Ontology annotation, molecular function: transmembrane transporter activity. Gene Ontology annotation, biological process: transmembrane transport.